Pseudophryne corroboree (corroboree frog) is the source of this 2799-nucleotide messenger RNA. RefSeq names its product sphingolipid delta(4)-desaturase/C4-monooxygenase DES2-like. Gene Ontology annotation, cellular component: membrane. Bases 252 to 1220 code for a protein of 322 amino acids. The record is from RefSeq and is a predicted model, not a curated record. Gene Ontology annotation, molecular function: sphingolipid delta-4 desaturase activity. Lineage: Eukaryota; Metazoa; Chordata; Amphibia; Anura; Myobatrachidae. Gene Ontology annotation, biological process: ceramide biosynthetic process; sphinganine metabolic process. The transcript is spliced from 5 exons.
UUUUUGAAGAAAAACUGAAGACUACAAAGGCAGCAGCGGUGGUAAAUGUCAGAAGACAUUCACUGCUGCAGCUCCAGCUCUCCCCAGCGGCGCUGUACACUCCCGAGCCCUGGUUGCCGGGUAACUACAGGAGGAGGCUCCGGUUUUCUUCACGUCAGGCACACACGACGGGGGCUCUCCGGGAUCGCGUGGCCGCGCUUCGGGAGAUGGUAGCUGCGCUGACACCAGGACACCUUGCAGGGUGAGGCAUCAUGGGGAACCAGGUGGUCAGGGAUAACUUUGAGUGGGUUUAUACAGACCAACCACACACAGACCGGAGGAAAGAGAUUUUAGCUAAAUAUCCCCAGAUCAAGAACUUGAUGGGACCUGACCCACAGCUUAAGUGGACUGUCUCCUGCAUGGUCCUUGUGCAGAUUGUCUGCUGCUACCUUGUCUGUGAUCUCCCCUGGAAGUGGCUGUUUUUCUUUUCCUACGCAUUUGGUGGUGUGAUCAACCAUUCACUGACUCUUGCCAUCCAUGACAUCUCCCACAAUGUUGCUUUUGGUAACAAGUCCGCACGGUGGAAUCGCUUCUUUGGCAUAUUUGCUAACCUCCCCAUUGGUGUGCCCUACUCAACGUCCUUCAAGAAAUACCACAUAGACCAUCACCGAUAUCUCGGGGGAGAUAUCCUGGAUGUGGACAUCCCCACAGACUUUGAGGGGCGCUUUUUCUGCACCCCUAUGCGUAAGGUUGUUUGGAUCUUUCUACAGCCUCUGCUCUAUGUCUUACGUCCACUCUACCUUAAUCCCAAACCCAUAACCCAAAUGGAGAUAAUCAAUACAGCUAUUCAGUUUUCCUUUGACUUUGUGAUCUACAGCUUGUGGGGAUUGAAGCCUGUUGUGUACUUAAUGGCUGGGUCCAUUCUGUCAAUGGGUCUGCAUCCAAUAUCGGGACAUUUUAUAGCAGAGCAUUACAUGUUUUUAAAGGGUUAUGAAACCUACUCUUACUAUGGACCACUCAACCUGCUAACCUUCAAUGUUGGCUACCACAUGGAGCAUCAUGACUUUCCAAGUAUCCCAGGGAGCAAGCUUCCAGAGGUACGUAAAAUUGCUGCUGAGUAUUACGACACCCUACCUUACCAUACAUCAUGGGGGCGUGUGCUUUGGGACUUUAUAUUCUGCAAGGAAUUGGGACCUUUCUCCCGCGUCAAGAGAGAAUGUGAACUGGCUAAGAAGGACUGAAAGACCAUGGACAACUAAAUAUUAAUUUAUUUCUCUGUUAAUGCAAAUUUUCUGUAUCUGUUUAUGUCAAUGGAUGCAAAAUGUUCUAAUGAAAAGAGUCCUCCCCGACCACAGUGGGCACUAUGUGCUGAUCUGAGCCUCCGCUAUCCCACCGCUGACACCCUCCCGUGACCUGACAUAUGAUUUCAUUCAUACUACUGUUUGUUUUCCCUGUUCUGUUGUGGAGGCCAUGAAGGAAGUGAUUACCUCGAAGAGUAAGGAUUUAUAUAGAUUGCUCAAAUGCACCUUUACUAAGGAUUCCCACAUAAAUUAAGUAUCCUCUCUGUCUGUAUUAAGAGACCACAGUAAAUUUCACAGCUAUCUGCUGCACUCCCCUUAGGUUUCUAUAGAGCCAUUCAAGAGGUAUUAAACCUAGAAGACCUUAGCUUUUCCCAGCUUGCCCGUUAGCUGACACCACAUUUACCUGCAGUUACCCGUUAUUACUUAUAGGCUACAUUUUACUGUUUUGGGGGGUGUUUUUGGAUCCUCCUUUGGUGACUUACAUUUACUGUACACAGUUGCAGCCCAAUUAUUGGGGGUCAUUCCGAAUUGAUUGCUCGCUAGCAGUUUUUAGCAGCCGUGCAAACGCAUAGUCUCUGCCCACCGGGGAGUGUAUUUUCACUUUGCAGAAGUGUGAACGCCUGUGCAGCAGAGCGGCUGCAAAAAAUUUUGUGCAAAACAAGACCAGCCCUGUACUUACUCUUCAUGUGCGUUGAUUCUAAUGUUGGAGGGUUGGCUUUUGACGUCACACACCCACCCAGCAUUCGUCCAGCCACGCCCGCGUUUUUCCCAGCACGCCUGCAUUUUUCCAAACACUCCCUGAAAACGGUCAGUUGCCACCAAGAAACACCCCCUUCCUGUAAAUGCCGUGCGACAUAAAGCUUCGCUAAAACCUGUGCAAAACCACAAAGGUCUUUGUACCCGUACGUCGCACAUGCGCAUUGCGGUGCAUACGCAUGCGCAGAAAUGCUGAUUUUUAGCCUGAACGCUGCGCUGCGAACAACGGCAGCUAGAGAUCAACUCGUAAUGACCCCCUUUGUGCAGAAAAAUAUGAGCCUGGUAACUGACACUUAACUUGUUCCUCUUCUCAGGCAGUGUCUUACUGGAGCCCGUAUCCCUGCAAGAGAUUAAUGCAUACCCCGAUAUAUCAUUUCUUAUUGCAGCGAUAAGAAAUAAUGCUUAUCGUGGGAAACAAAUGCAGCCCAUAAUACGGCGUUCCGUUACUGAUAUCACUUAUAAAGCACCCACUUUAUUAGUAGUCACUGAGGCUCCUUCUGGCUGCAGUCUUCUGAUUAUCGGGACGGUACCCAAGCUUCCUACCUCCACUGUUUGUAGCCAGUAGCUGCAUUUUAUAGUUAUGUAUUCAUUUCCUAAGUUGUAUUAAAGUAAAUGCACUUCGUAAUGAUGCUGAAGCACACUGAAUGAAGUGUAGUGUUUGUUUCACAACAACAAAACUGUUUUUGAUAUUUACUAUCCUGGUAUUUUGUGUAUGACAUUGGAAAAAAUUUAAUAUUAAAAUUUAUUAAUAAUAUCAAGAAAA